Cyprinodon tularosa is the source of this 1680-nucleotide messenger RNA. Its product is annotated as major histocompatibility complex class I-related gene protein-like. The transcript has 6 exons. The coding region runs from base 15 to 1004 and encodes 329 amino acids. Gene Ontology annotation, biological process: immune response. Gene Ontology annotation, cellular component: external side of plasma membrane. Lineage: Eukaryota; Metazoa; Chordata; Actinopteri; Cyprinodontiformes; Cyprinodontidae. The record is from RefSeq and is a predicted model, not a curated record.
CUCACACAAAAGUUAUGGAGAAGAUAGUGUUGUUCCUGCUUUUGUGCAAAGCUGUGUCACCAGAAAAAUACCACAUAGAGAUUCAUAUUUUUCUCUAUCCUGGAGUCCAAAAUUCCACAGAUUUUGCAGUGACCUUCACACUUGAGGGUUUUUUAUUAUUUUACAUUGAUAUUAAUGGAGCAAGAGUCUACCAGGACUGGAUUUAUACGUUAAUGAAAGAAAAAACACAUUUUUGGAAUUCCAUAAUAAAAGAGUGCAUUGAUUACAAACAGGUCUUAACAAUGGAUACAAUCAAUUUCAAUGAUCCGUUACUUACAUCACCAGGUGAUGUGAUCAUUCAGCAGAUUAUAGGCUGUGACUGGGACAAUAAAGCUGAUAAAGUUAAUGGUCACAUAAAAUAUGGUAACAAUGGAGAAGACUUCAUUGAACUUGACUUGAAGACAAAGAAAUGGAUUGCAAUGAAUCCAAAGGCUGAAGCUGUUACCAAGGAGUGGAAUGAUAAUCCAGGCGAUGCCUCUUAUUGGCAAAGCUACCUGGAGGGUGUUUGCCUGGAAAGGUUAAAAAUGUUUUUGAGCUUUGGAAAAACACACCUAAGCAAAAAAGUCCUUCAGAAUGUGUUUCUACUGCAGAAGACUCCCUCCUCUGCAGUCUCUUGUUAUUCAACUGGUUUCUUCCCUAACAAUGGCAUGAUGUUCUGGAGGGGAGAUGGAGAGGAGAUUCACGAAGGGGUAAAACAUGGAGAUAUCCUUCCCAAUGAUGAUGGAUCCUUUCAGAUGAGUGUUGAUCUGGAGGUUCCCUCAAUCCCACCCAAAGAAUGGGGAAGAUAUGAAUGUGUCUUUGAGCUCUCUGGUGUACAAACUAAACUCAUCACCAAACUGGACAAAGAUAAAAUCAGAAGCAACAAUUCAAAGAAUAGCAUAGCAGAUGAUGGUCGAUUAACUACGAAAAGCAUGUCUGUCAUUGCUGCAAUGGGAGGUGUUAUCAUCAGCAGCAUUUUUGCCUAGGCACUCAUCACUUUUAAAACGACCAAAUGCCUCUGACACCAUUUCUCUGGAACAAAUUGAUCCAAACAUCGCUUCAGCAAGAUUAAACAUUCCAGUUGGAUGACCUCUUAACUGUUCAUAGCUGUUUGGAUAAUGUACAGGGAAGUCUUGACUGUCUAAUAUGUUAGACUGCGUUAGUUUUACCUUAAAGGUUUUUAAUUCUUCUGUGAUAUUACUAUUUACUUUUUUUCAAUACUUAAUUGCACUUAAAAGCAUAAAAUAUGUAUACCUGUGAAUAAUUAAUUCAUAAUUUCUAUAACUGAAUUAUUCAAACAUUUUAUAGAAGAUAUGUUAACUUACUCUAAUUGUAUCGCCAAUAGAUCUGAUCUGUAUUUGCUGCCUUUCACCUUUUAAUUGUAUAUCUUACCUCAGUUACAGGUUAGUAAGAGUAUAUGCAUAAAUCUAACAUAAUGGCUAAAGUUGUGGUUCACUGCAGUAUAUUUGUGCUUAUAGCUUGCCCCAGUACAAUUGGCCCUGUUUCUAACUAUGCUAAUAAACCACAUCAAACCAUGAUUAAGGUCUUGAUAAGAUAAAAGUUGAUGUUAUACUUUAGGUCAAAAGAUAAGAUAGUAAGAUUAUUUCAAAGAGUGAUUUUUUUAAGGUAACAAAGUUGAGGAUUUAAUAAAGAAAUUUACCU